Arachis duranensis is the source of this 1052-nucleotide messenger RNA. RefSeq names its product spindle and kinetochore-associated protein 1 homolog. Gene Ontology annotation, biological process: cell division; mitotic cell cycle; regulation of microtubule polymerization or depolymerization. NCBI's taxonomy places the organism in Eukaryota, Viridiplantae, Streptophyta, Magnoliopsida, Fabales, Fabaceae. Bases 75 to 905 code for a protein of 276 amino acids. The record is from RefSeq and is a predicted model, not a curated record. Gene Ontology annotation, molecular function: microtubule binding. The transcript has 9 exons. Gene Ontology annotation, cellular component: spindle microtubule; outer kinetochore; mitotic spindle.
AGCAUUUUGAAACACUCGUCUUUCUCAAUUCUCAAAUCGGAAAAAAGGUUCCUUUGGAUUAUUCGAUUCAACAGAUGAUGAUGAUGGAUUCAACCACCGAAGCUUCUGGAUCAUCGCUUGAAUCGUUGAUGUCUUCCUUCAACGCUCGCAUAACUCAUCUUCAGGAGCUCGUCAUUGCAAGAAACAUGUUUCCGGCGAGCAGCAUGGCUGACCUGUCGGCGGUGGACGCGGCGGUGAAGGCCAUGGAGCUUCAAGUUCAGGCCAUCAAGGAUCGCCUCCGCGAAGAGACUCAAGCCAUUCCCAAAACCAAGAAAUUGAUCAGUGCCUCAUUGAAGCAGCAAAAGAAACUACAGAAUAUGUCCCUUCAUGCUCCCUCUCAAUUGCCCGAUAGGGUGACAGUUUCAGAUUCAAAUACUAGUAGAUGUUUGUCACCUGAAUUUUCUGUACAAGACCCUGGAUUGGAGGCUUUGAAUUUGAAGGUUAAUGAGGAGCCUCCUCCAUUACCUAAGGAGAAAAAAGGUCGCAGUUCACCACCAAUGUGGCAUGUUACUGCAAGUGAACUAGAUUCCUUGUCAUCAUACAUGAGAGGUAGGCUUACUCUAGAGAAGGUGAAUGCAGCAAUCAAUGACAUGGCAUCCUAUGCUGAAUCAAAUGCUCAACUUAUCAUAGCCCCGAAAAAGAAGUUGGCAGAAAAUCUGUGGGAGAAAGCCCUGGAAAUUAGAGAUAUUGCAACUAUGGAAGGGGUUAAGGGAAAACAUUUCUUUCUUGAAGCUGACAUAAAAGGACCAUCACUGAAGCUUGACAAUACUGGAAAGGCAAUACUAACUGUUCUUCGUCACCUUGGCCGCAUCAAUGAGACUCGUGUUGGCCAUCAUCGCAUCAUUAUUCUGCAGAAGCCUAACUGAACGAGUUUGGUCAUUUAGAAUUAGAAGAUUUUAGUAUCAUGAUAAAUCCAAUACAUUUUUUAUGUUCAAACUCAUAGCAAGUUAUAUUUCAAGACCUAAAUACUUGUAUGAAAUCAGUUUAUGUAUGUUACCUUAUGUGUCUCUGUU